Messenger RNA from Lathyrus sativus (Indian pea), 1893 nucleotides. The record is from the annotation of a GenBank genome assembly. NCBI's taxonomy places the organism in Eukaryota, Viridiplantae, Streptophyta, Magnoliopsida, Fabales, Fabaceae.
AUGGGUGCUCCUUUAUCAACCUGGCCAUGGGAGAACUUUGGAAUAUUCAAGUACGUGCUAUACGGGCCAUUUGCAGGCAAAGUUUUGUACGAGAUGUUGUAUGAAAAUGAGAAAGACUUCAAAUUCAGCUGGUGCCUCUGCUUGCUCAUACUGUCUGGUCUCAGAGGUUUUCUUUAUGUGCUAUGGAGUUCUUACAGUAAUAUGCUUUUUCUAACACGAAACCGUCAGAUUCUUAAACAAGGGAUUGAUUUCAAACAGGUUGACAGAGAAUGGGACUGGGAUAACUUUUUGAUACUUCAAACAAUAUUGUGUUAUAUGGCAUAUUACAUGUUUCCGUUCCUACAAAAUCUUCCUUCAUGGAACAUGAAAGGUGCUAUAGCAGCUUUGAUAUUUCAUGUGGGAAUAUCAGAACCACUUUAUUACUUGGUGCAUAGAAAGUUUCAUGGAAACUAUCUUUUCACCAAUUACCAUUCACUUCAUCAUUCAUCACCAGUACCGCACUCAUUCACGGCUGGAAACGGAACCGUUUUGGAGCAUCUGUUUCUGAGUUUAGUAAUCGGAAUUCCAAUCCUCGGAGCUUCAUUCAUGGGAUAUGGAUCCAUAAGUUUGAUAUAUGGUUACAUUUUGAUAUUUGAUUUUCUUAGAUGUUUGGGCCAUUGCAACGUUGAAAUUGUUCCGUAUUGUAUCUUCAAAACAUUCUCAUUUAUCAGAUAUCUCAUAUACACUCCAACAUACCACAGUCUACAUCAUACUGAAAUGGACUCGAAUUUUUGCCUCUUCAUGCCUCUUUUUGACGCACUAGGAAAUACAGUUAACACGAAAUCAUGGGAAUUACAUGAAUCAUUGAGCAAAGGAAAUUGUAGUAGGGUACCGGAUUUUGUAUUUCUGGCUCAUAUAGUGGAUGUCACAUCCUCUAUGCAUGUUCAAUUCGGUCUGAGAUCGUUUGCUUCUUUACCGUUCACAACAAGGCUCUUCUUGAUUCCGUUAUUUCCAAUCCCUGUGAUAUCUUUGUUAGCGAUGUGGCUUUGGUCCAAGACGUUUCUUCUUUCUUUCUACUAUCUUAAGGAUAGACUACAUCAAACAUGGGUUGUCCCUAGGUGUGGCUUUCAGUAUUUCUUACCAUUUGCUACUGAGGGUAUCAAUAAGCAUAUUGAGAAAGCUAUCCUCACGGCAGAUAAAAUCGGUGUUAAAGUCAUAAGCUUGGCUGCUUUGAAUAAGAAUGAAUCUCUAAACGGUGGAGGAAAACUCUUCGUGGACAAGUACCCAAAUCUCAGAGUUCGUGUCGUUCAUGGCAACACUUUAACAGCAGCUGUGAUCUUAGAUGAAAUCCCCAAAGAUGCUAAAGAGGUUUUCCUUACUGGUGCAACUUCCAAGCUUGGAAGAGCAAUUGCUCUCUACCUUUGCAGAAACAAAGUCAAAGUUCUGAUGUUAACACUAUCAACAGAUAGGUUUCAGAAGAUUCAAAAGGAAGCACCCCAAGAAUACCAAAGUUACCUAGUUCAAGUGACAAAAUACCAAGCAGCGCAGCACUGCAAGACGUGGAUAGUUGGCAAGUGGAUCACUCCAAGAGAGCAAAACUGGGCGCCAAGCGGAACACAUUUCCACCAAUUUGUUGUGCCUCCGAUAUUUGGAUUUAGAAGAGAUUGCACUUACGGUGAUCUAGCAGCAAUGAGAUUGCCGGAGGAUGUGGAAGGGCUUGGGUGCUGUGAGUACACGAUGGAUAGAGGAGUUGUUCAUGCAUGCCAUGCAGGGGGAGUUGUGCAUAGUCUUGAGGGGUGGACUCAUCAUGAAGUUGGAGCCAUUGAUGUUGAUAGGAUCGAUGUUGUGUGGAAAGCAGCACUCAAACAUGGUUUAACACCUUUGUCUUUGGGAUCCACUGCAAAACCAAAUUAA